UUUGUUACUACAGAAUGUUUAAUUUUUGCAAAAUCCUUUUGUUUGCUUGAAAAAUAAUGUUUACAUACAUUGCUUUAUGGCACAAUGCUGUCAGCUGCUGAAUGUUCCAUGACAGUGCGUGUAUAAAAACAAAACUUUUGUCUGACUUCCAUUUUCUCUUCUUUGCAAUGACAGGUUCUUCAGUCGUGGGACAACCAGACUGUGUAAAUGGAUUCUGCAUCUCUGUCAGUGAUGAAAAAAUCUCAGCAGAUUCAGGACUUUGUGUUGUGAUUCCGUGUUCUUUCCAGACUCCUUAUAACUUCAAUCUUCAACAUUUGGUUUGGUUUAAAUGUGAAUCUGACCAAAGAUGCGGUGACUCUGAUAUGAUCUUCCACACCAACAAAAACACCAACAAACCCCUUAAAUCAGGAUUUCUAGGAAGAGUGUCACUCCUGGAUCCUGAUCUGAAUCAGAACUGUAGCAUCAUAAUCAGUGAUCUGAGAGAGUCUGAUUCUGGAUUCUAUCAGCUCAGAGUAAAUGGAAAAAUCAAUGAGAGGUCGGAUGGAUUUACAUUUUUAAAAAAAACACACGUCGAUGUUGGAGGUUCCAGGCAGAAACCUACAGUGACUCUUCCUGAUUUGACGGUGGGACAUCAGGCCACCCUGACCUGCACUGCUCCUGCCCUCUGCUCUAAGUCUCCUCCUGGAAUCACCUGGAUGUGGAGAGGAGCAGCAGAAAAUGACUCUCUCACCAACGGAAGCAUCACUGCCUUCAAGAAGGAGACUUUGACUGCUGUCACACAGAGACACUACUCAACUCUGACCUUCAUUCCCACGACUGAACACCACAACUCCAAGAUCACCUGCAGGAUCCAGUUCAGUGAUGAAAUCACCACAGAGAAGACGGUGAAUCUGCACGUCAACUAUAUGAGAAAACCUCAGAUAUCUGGAAAGGUGAUUGUGAAGGAAGGAGAAGUUUUGAAUCUGACCUGCAGUGUUGACAGUUUCCCUCCUGCUGUGUGGACUGGACUUUGGUCCAACCUGCACAAUGGAUCUGACCACAGUGGAUCAGCCACCCUCAUCGUCACCAAUGUGACAGCAGAGGAUUCUGGGCGCUACUUCUGUGCUGCAAAUCACCAGAACUGGACUGAGACGGUUCACGUGGAUGUGACGGUGAUGCUGGAAGGCUCUGCAUGUGUGCGCCGCUCAGACGUCCUGACCUGCACCUGCAUCGGUACAGGGUUUCCUCUACCCAACAUAAAGUGGGCCCAGUUGAGCCCCCCCACUGAGUACUGGCUCACCACCAAUGUGUCAGGUCACACUGUGAGGAGCUCUUUGACUCUAAAGGCAACAAAACAGGACAACGUGUCUGCAGAAUGUGUCAUCAGCAAUGAGAGUGGAGAGUCAACAGAAAAACUCACAAUUCAAGACAUCCUCUUUGAAAAAGAUGGAGAUCAGUCUGGAAGUAUUUUAAAGAAAACAGUCAAACCAGAAACCAUCAUCGCCUUUCUGAUCGGAGUUUUGACAUCAACCAUAUUUUGCAUUUUGAUCAUAGGUUGCUACAGAAAAAAGCUGAAGAGGGUUAAGAAUCUGCAGGAGAUGGUGGAGAUGGUUGGCAGUCAGGAAAAUCCUCUGAUCCACGAUGGUCUCACAGUGGCAGAGGAUCCAAACUGCCUCCCAGAAGGAGCUGAGAAUGAAGCUGUGUCUACAGGAGAAGCAGCUCCUAAACUCAGAAGUGGUUCAGGAGAUGUGGAGUACGCCAGCAUUGAUUUCUCUCUGCUGAAGAGGAGGGAGCGAACUCAGGAGCUGCAGACAGCAGCCACAGAAUAUGCUGAGGUUAAAGUGAAAAAGGAGGGGAAACAUGCCGCUGGAGAGGAGGAAGCCAUGAUGGAGGAGGAUGACAAAACUCUACUCUGUGUGUCAAAAAAGGACGCAGAGGAAGAAGUGGUGUACUCAUCAGUAAAUGAUUUAAUGGAUGAAAUUUGAGGGCAGACUGUAAGGUGGCCUAGUGGUCAACGUCCUCACCUUCAAAUUCUGGUUGGGACCUUUCUGUAGCUGCAUUUCCAUUACGCAUAUACACAAAACUUUCUCAUAAUCCUCUCAAUUACACUGUUUCCAUUAAAUCAUAACUAUGCGAAUAAACACAAA
Messenger RNA from Oryzias latipes (Japanese medaka), 2126 nucleotides. The record is from RefSeq and is a predicted model, not a curated record. NCBI's taxonomy places the organism in Eukaryota, Metazoa, Chordata, Actinopteri, Beloniformes, Adrianichthyidae.